Molecule: messenger RNA, 1556 nt
Organism: Epinephelus fuscoguttatus (brown-marbled grouper)
Lineage: Eukaryota; Metazoa; Chordata; Actinopteri; Perciformes; Serranidae
Product: gamma-enolase
Exons: 13
Coding region: 84-1388 (434 amino acids)
Biological process (GO): glycolytic process
Cellular component (GO): phosphopyruvate hydratase complex
Molecular function (GO): phosphopyruvate hydratase activity; magnesium ion binding
Source: RefSeq, a predicted model, not a curated record
UCCUCCUGUUUUCCUCUCCCUCUCUCUUGCUCUGCCUCUCCAGUAUUUUCUCGGAAAGGCAGAACACACACACAGGCGGCAGGAUGUCGAUCGUCAGCAUCGUUGCCAGGGAGAUCUUGGACUCCCGGGGAAACCCCACUGUGGAAGUGGACCUUUGCACAGAGAAAGGUCUGUUCAGGGCUGCGGUGCCCAGUGGAGCAUCCACAGGGAUCUAUGAGGCCCUGGAGCUCCGAGAUGGAGACAAGAGUCGCUUCAAGGGCAAAGGUGUUUUGAAGGCAGUCGGGCACAUCAACGAUACCCUUGGUCCCGCUCUUAUAGCCUCUGGCAUCAGUGUGGUGGAGCAGGAGCAGUUGGACAACAUGAUGAUCGAGAUGGAUGGCACAGAAAACAAAUCUCAGUUCGGGGCCAACGCCAUCCUGGGAGUGUCUCUAGCCAUCUGUAAGGCCGGUGCAGCAGAGAAAGACGUCCCCCUGUACCGCCACAUAGCCGACCUGGCUGGAAACACAGAGCUGGUGCUGCCAGUUCCUGCCUUUAAUGUGAUAAAUGGAGGUUCUCAUGCAGGUAACAAACUGGCCAUGCAGGAGUUCAUGGUUCUUCCCGUUGGAGCUGAAUCUUUCAAGGAGGCGUUGAGGAUAGGAUCGGAGCUGUAUCACACACUGAAGGGGGUGAUCCAGGAGAAGUACGGCCAGGAUGCUACCAAUGUGGGAGAUGAGGGAGGAUUUGCUCCCAACAUCCUGGAGAACAGUGAGGCUCUGGAUUUGCUGCAGAUAGCCAUAGAGAAGGCUGGUUUCACAGACAAGGUGGUGGUUGGAAUGGACGUGGCCGCCUCAGAGUUUUACCGUGAUGGGAAAUACGACCUGGACUUCAAAUCCCCCCCAGAUCCUGACAGACACAUCUCUGGAGAGGAGCUGGCUGACAUCUACCAAGGCUUUGUCAACAACUACCCAGUGGUGUCCAUUGAGGACCCGUUCGACCAGGAUGACUGGGAGGCCUGGUCCCGUCUGACAGCCCAGGUGGGGAUCCAGGUGGUGGGGGAUGAUCUGACGGUGACUAACCCUAAGAGGAUAGAGAAAGCUGCUGAGGAGCGAGCCUGCAACUGCCUGCUGCUGAAAGUCAACCAGAUCGGCUCCGUUACUGAGGCCAUACAGGCGUGUAAACUGGCUCAGGCUAAUGGUUGGGGUGUGAUGGUCAGCCAUCGCUCAGGAGAGACAGAGGACACCUUCAUCGCUGACCUGGUGGUGGGACUCUGCACUGGACAGAUUAAGACUGGUGCCCCCUGCAGAUCUGAGAGGCUGGCCAAGUACAACCAGCUCAUGAGGAUUGAAGAGGAGUUGGGCGACCAGGCUCGCUUUGCAGGCCAUAACUUCAGGAACCCCAGCGUCCUGUGAAACUGACAGACAAACGAAUGACACACACACACACACACACACACACACACACAACUAACAUACACGAACAAACAUGGAAUGAGUCAUGUACAAUGAAAGAUAACACAGCUUUAUGGAAAAACACAAGCAAAAGAGCUAAGCAAAAAAAAUAAAAUAAAAUAAAAUAAA